This is a messenger RNA of Peronospora matthiolae, 459 nucleotides long. NCBI's taxonomy places the organism in Eukaryota, Oomycota, Peronosporomycetes, Peronosporales, Peronosporaceae. The record is from the annotation of a GenBank genome assembly.
AUGCGCUCAAGCUCAGUGGUAGAGCGUUCGAUUGCAGCUCGAAUGGUCGCUGGUUCAAUCCCGGUCUCGCGCUUGUUGUUGCUCUCAUCAUUGCCCGCUUGGUCGGAUGUUCUGCGAUUGUUGGGCUUCGAACGUCAAGAAGUGGUUGCAUUGCAUGACCCUCUCACCCUUGCUUUGCUUGUGGCUGUUGUCCACCGGUGGCCCAGUCGAUUCAGCAAUGCGCUCAAGUUCGUGUCGACUGUGUUUGUGAAGCGCGAUGGUCGAUUCAGCAAUGCGCUCAAGUUCGUGUCGACUGUGUUUGUGAAGCGCGAUGGUCGAUUCAGCAAUGCGCUCAAGCUCAGUGGUAGAGCGUUCGAUUGCAGCUCGAAUGGUCGCUGGUUCAAUCCCGGUCUCGCGCUUGUUGUUGCUCUCAUCAUUGCCCGCUUGUCGAUUCAGCAAUGCGCUCAAGCUCAGUGGUAG